AUGUCAUCGGGUUUAAAGAUCAAUCUAAAGAAAAAAUUAGGUACAAAAAAGCUUAAGCCAACAUUAAAUUCCAAUUCUGCUGAAAAUGAAUCAAACUCAAAGACAUUGAUUGACACAUACACUAAAACAGAACCAGAAAAAUCAGAAGAACCUAAAAAAUGGAUAAUAAAACCAAAAAAGAUAAGUAGUUCAAUCAAUGUUGAACCAGUUGUAACAAAAGAGGAAGAAAAAUUGAAAUAUGGAGUUACUGAAUUUGACAAAACUGAAACUGUCAACCAAAUUUCAGUAGUUAAGAAACUCAGGUAUGAAUCAGAUGAAGAAGAAGAUGAUGAUGAAAAUGAUCAAAUACCACCAGAAGAAUUUGGAGCAGCUUUUCUACGAGGUUUAGGAUGGGACGGAAAAGAUGGAGCUGAAUCAGAAGAAGAAGAAGAAGAAACAAAAAAAGAAAGUAAAGAAAUACGAAAUAGACAAAAGGGAAUAACUUUAGGUAUUGGAGCUAAACCUAUAAAUAUUGAUUUAGCAAAAGAUUUACAAAAUCAAGAAUCAAAUGGAGUACCAUUAAUAAAACGACGAAAAAUUGAUAAAAAAAGUGAUGAAACAUGA
This is a messenger RNA of Lodderomyces pseudojiufengensis, 603 nucleotides long. RefSeq lists its product as uncharacterized. The coding region runs from base 1 to 603 and encodes 200 amino acids. The transcript has a single exon. The record is from RefSeq and is a predicted model, not a curated record. Lineage: Eukaryota; Fungi; Ascomycota; Pichiomycetes; Serinales; Debaryomycetaceae.